GGUUAGAUGACGCAUGUUGCGUUGGCUUUGAGCUCCUGAUAUACUUAGCUGCUUUGUUUGAAUCUGAAAUAAAAUCAAUCAUUUGAUAUGACAAGUGGGGUUCAUAUAUCUUCGAUGACCUUCUUCGUCGUCAUUUAAUAUCAGGUGGACGUGUUCCUCCAUUUAACUCAAUUGGUACUGCGAAGACAAAUUUUGAUUGAGAUGCCAGUUUUUUAAAUAACAUUGACAUCACACCUAUCACCCGCUAGUACCUCACAGACGUUAGGCGGGUACCCAUACCACGUGAUUAUUUGACAUUCGGACAACGUAACAUCCGUCUUCCCCUAUUCCCGUUCUUCGCCAAAAUUUGAGUAUCGGUUCCCGGUAGUGCACUGUGCUACACCGUGGGCUCGCGAAAAAAUCCUUAAUGUUUUCUCUACUGAAUAUUUUGACAUUGAAAGUUCGGUAAUUGAUUUAAAGGUGACAAAGCUCUGCACAUACCACGGAUAGAUCCCCUGGAAAUGCAUCCGUUUACAGUUCAAACUGACAGCAGCCAAGUAGCAUUACGAUUGAGUUUCAAAAAACCUUUUAUUGGUGGAAUGAGUAAUUCAACAAUUACGCAUGUUGAAUUAGAUGUAGAUAAGGACUGUUAUUGGAAACUCGACGUAAUUACACCAGCUUUAAGCGUGUUCGGUGAAUAUGAAAUUGAUGGGAAACUAAUGAUGUUUGAACUAAAUGGACACGGAAGAUGCAACAUUACAACUUUGGACCUACAUCAUACCCAGACUAUGAAAUGCGAAAGGUACAAAAAGAAUGGAAAAGACUACAUCAGAGUAACCGACUAUCAAAUAAAAGCGAAACCAGCAAAAGUGGUUUAUUAUUUUGAGGAGUUGGUUCCGAAUAACAAUCAAAUCACACAAGCAAUCCUCGACACAUUUAAUGGAGAAGAAGAGUCCAUGUUAAUUUAUGAUGAAUUGUCCACAAUGUUGGUGAAGUAUAUUGCGGAAAUGCACAAAAUUACUAUACAAGAAGCCUUCAACCACUUACCUUUAGAUGAGUUCUUCCCAUUGUAAUUUCAUUAUUGUUUUUUGUUAUGUAUCUUAUUAUUUUAUUGUGAAUUUUGUUGAAAUAAACUGAUGGUAACACACAAAUUAACAACAAUAA
Acanthoscelides obtectus is the source of this 1143-nucleotide messenger RNA. The record is from the annotation of a GenBank genome assembly. NCBI's taxonomy places the organism in Eukaryota, Metazoa, Arthropoda, Insecta, Coleoptera, Chrysomelidae.